AUGCUCAACUGUCUUAUUGUGUCCUCUCAAGAGAAAGACGGUUUGGAGGAUGGGCUGUCAUUAUACCAUCGCACUGUUGGGCUGUUCAUUGAAUCCAUCAUCCUCUACUGUGACUCUGUCAGUGUGAUCCUCUAUAUCAUGUUUGUUGCUUGCAUCCAGUGGAUGCACUACCAUCUCCAGCCAGUAGCUGAGAUGACAGGAGAUGCAUCUUAA
Desarmillaria tabescens is the source of this 213-nucleotide messenger RNA. RefSeq lists its product as uncharacterized. Bases 1 to 213 code for a protein of 70 amino acids. The record is from RefSeq and is a predicted model, not a curated record. The transcript is spliced from 2 exons. Lineage: Eukaryota; Fungi; Basidiomycota; Agaricomycetes; Agaricales; Physalacriaceae.